Camellia sinensis is the source of this 1657-nucleotide messenger RNA. NCBI's taxonomy places the organism in Eukaryota, Viridiplantae, Streptophyta, Magnoliopsida, Ericales, Theaceae. The record is from RefSeq and is a predicted model, not a curated record.
AGGUAGUGUCUGCGAAGUUUUCCAAAGGCGGGCCCACAACUAGGGUCCUCGUGUCUGGUGGUAGGAGUAGGGGACACGACACGGCGUCUUCUCAUCUUCUUCCCUGUAUUCGACUGGGUGAUUCCAGGCACUUUCCUCGUAUCGAAGGAAGAGAUCACAAUCGAUCAAAACGACACCUUGUAAUCUAUCUGGGUACUAGAUUGCUUCUUAUGUAAACAUGGCGCGGAGUGGUGGAAAAGAUUUUGUUUCUAUGAAUAUUUAUGAAAUGCUUAAAGUUUUCUCACAUCCACCAACGGAGUCUUGUAUAUUUAGAUUACAUGAAGAACUACGUCAGAUAAACGACAAGGCCUAUGACCCAGAGAUUAUUUCAAUAGGUCCUUACCACCGUGGUAAACAAAACCUACAGAUGAUGGAGCGGCACAAGUUACGCUAUUUUCAUUCACUUCUUCAAGAAAAAAAUCAGAGUCCAAAAAAAUAUGUCGAUGCUAUUAGAGAACUAGAACAAAAAGCACGUCAAUUUUAUGCUGAACCUAUAAGCCUUGAUUCAGAUGAAAUGAUCACAAUGAUGGUACUGGACGGCUGCUUUAUCAUUCAAUUGUUGCGGAAGUUUGAUAUGGAAUUCUUGAGAGAUGAGAAUGAUCCUAUUUUUAAAAGGGACUGGAUUUUUAAUAGGUUGCAGCGCGAUUUAAUGUUAUUUGAAAACCAAAUUCCGUUCUUUAUACUGUGCAAGUUAUUUGAUAUGAUCGAGGCACCAAACAACCAUAACAGGCUCAUUUAUUUGGCCUUGAGAUUUUUUAGUGAUCUUUUACCAGGUACUGGUAAAAGGGAAGAUGGAAAAGAGUCACAGGGUAAGAUCAGUCAUUUACUAGGGUUGAUACACAGUAACUGGCGCCCGUCAUUUGCAGGGGUGGAGCCUGUUGAAGAUGCCUCGAAUAAAAAAGGAAAAGGGUACUGGCGAUUCAUUCCUAAUACAAGAGAGCUCCAAGAAGCUGGAGUUAAGAUUGAGAAGUUUGAGGUUACAGGAGGUAGCUUGUUUGAUAUCGAGUUCAAAAGUGGGGUAAUGCAGAUUCCACCUUUAACCAUUGAAGGCAGGACAGAGUCAUUCUUCAGAAACCUCAUUGCAUACGAGCAAUAUAGUCUUGAUAACCAAUUCAGUUAUGUCGCUGAUUAUGUGAAAUUUUUAGAUUUCCUCAUUGACUCUCCGAAGGAUGUCAAAAUACUUUCUCGUCGUGGUAUCAUUGAUAAUUGGCUGGGUGAUGAUGAAGCGGUUUCCAACUUAUUUAACAAGAUUAGUGACACAGUCUCAGGGACGAGCAUGCAUUUUCAGUAUGCUGAUAUCUUCAACAGGGUGAACAUCCAUUGCAGCCAGCCCUGGAAUCUGUACAGGGCAAGUUUGAACCGGAACUAUUUAAAUAACCCGUGGGGAAGGAUUUCAAUUCUGGCUGCUUCGGUAUUACUUCUACUCACUUUGACACAAACUCUAUUUACAGUUUUUGGUAGGAAAUUGUAAUUGUUGGAGCAACAAAAUAGACGGUCACAACUUCUUGGUGAGAGUAUCGGUGUGCUCUUCUUUAUCGUCUUUAAACUCUCCGUUUGUAAUUACUUUGACAAUAUUCAUACAUAUAUGUAUAAUAUAUGUGUACGUUUGCUUUGGAUA